Mesoplodon densirostris (Blainville's beaked whale) is the source of this 615-nucleotide messenger RNA. RefSeq names its product LTO1 maturation factor of ABCE1 (gene LTO1). NCBI's taxonomy places the organism in Eukaryota, Metazoa, Chordata, Mammalia, Artiodactyla, Ziphiidae. The transcript has 5 exons. The record is from RefSeq and is a predicted model, not a curated record. Bases 115 to 528 code for a protein of 137 amino acids.
CGCCCCCGGAAGUGGACUUCGCUUCUUUAGAGGCGGUGCGUCCGUGCCCGAGGCUCGUGGGUCUGCGGCCGGAGCGCUUGGCGCCGGAGCUCGAGGGGCGGGCCUGCUGCCGCCAUGGCCGGGAGUCACGACAUGUUCGACACCAUCGUGAUGGCGGAUGACAGGUUUCACGGGGAAGGUUAUCAGGAAGGCUACGAAGAAGGAAGUAGCUUGGGUAUGAUUGAAGGAAGACAGUAUGGCACGUUACAUGGAGCUAAAAUCGGAUCUGAGAUCGGGUGCUACCAAGGUUUUGCUUUUGCUUGGAGAUGUCUCCUGCACGGCUGCACCACUGAGAAAGACAGCAAAAAGAUGAAGGUCUUAGAAUCGUUGAUUAGAAUGAUUCAGAAAUUCCCUUAUGAUGACCCUACUUAUGAUAAACUUCAUGAAGACUUAGAGAGAAUUAGAGGGAAAUUUAAGCAGCUUUGUUCAUUACUAAACGUCCAGCCCGACUUUAAAAUUAGCGCACAAGGUUCCGGACUUUCAUUUUGAGGAUGACAGACGCACAAAGACGAAACAUCAGGGAACAGAUGUUCGUAUGUUAAGUGUUUAAAAAUGUGAUUAAAGGCAAAACAAUGA